AGGCAAAUUUGUCGUCAUACUAAAACUAAAACUAUAAUAUAAAAAAUUAUGGCCUUGGGAAGCAAGGAAAAUUUGUCGUCAUAAAGUUAUGACCAUGCACUAAAGUCUCUACGGACCUUACAUUGGAGCAAACAUUCAUGGAUCAAACCUGGUUUUACUUGAUUUCCAUAGCCACCUUUGUUUUUCUCUUCCUGUUGAAUCACUUUCUAGGAAAACAAACACGGCAUAAAAACCUCCCACCAAGCCCCCCUUCACUCCCUAUAAUCGGCCACCUCCAUCUAAUAAAAGAACCAAUUCACCGAACCCUACAACAUCUUUAUCAAACACACGGCCCAAUCUUCGCCCUCCGAUUUGGAUCCCGAUCGGUGCUUGUCAUAACCUCACCGUCGGCAGUCAAAGAAUGCUUCUCCAAAAACGACCUCGUCUUCGCAAACCGGCCUCGGCUUCUGGUCGGAAAACACCUCAACUACAACUACACCACACUAGGCGCCGCCUCGUAUGGUGACCACUGGCGCAAUCUCCGCCGCCUCACCGCCCGAGAAAUCUUCUCGACGCCGUGCCUCAACGUGUCUCUGAGUAUUAGACAACGAGAAGUAAGAUCAUUGCUGAAAAACCUGUUUCUAGCUUCGCGCAACAACAAGAACCAGUGCGACGACGGUUUUGCGAAAGUGGAGAUGAAAUCUAGACUCUCGGAACUGUCAUUCAACAUCAUUAUGCAGAUUGUUACGGGGAAGAGGUAUUUCGGAGAUGAAGUGGUGGAUUUUGAAGAGGCGAAGCGGUUUCGGGAGAUUAUCAGGCAGGUUUUCGAGCUAAGCGGGGCAUCGAAUCCGGGGGAUUUUUUGGCUUUCUUGCGGUGGAUUGAUUUUGGGAAUUUGGAGAAGAAGAUGUUAGCUGUGCAGAAGAAGAUGGAUGUUUUUUUGCAGGGUUUGAUUGAUGAGCGUCGAAAUGGAAAUAAGGGUUCUGAUUCAAUUGGAGGGACUAAGACGAUGAUCGACAAUAUGCUGGAAUUGCAAGCAUCAGAGCCUGAAUACUACUCUGAUGACAUAAUCAAAGGAAUUAUACUGACCAUGCUAAGUGCGGGCACAGACACUUCAUCAGUGACAAUUGAGUGGGCAAUGUCUCUCUUACUCAACCAUCCAGAGGUGUUAAAGAAAGCCAGAGCAGAGCUUGAUGAGAACAUUAGUAAUGACCGUUUGGCAGACGAACCAGAUCUCUCUAAUUUAGCAUACCUUCAAGGCAUCAUCAAUGAGACCCUUCGACUGUAUCCAGCGGCACCACUUCUAGUGCCACACCAAUCUUUCGAUGAGUGCACCAUCGGAGGGUUUCACGUGCCUGCCAACACGAUGUUGUUGGUGAACGCAUGGGCCAUUCACAGAGACGCCAAGGUAUGGGAUGAUCCUACAAGUUUCAAGCCAGAGCGGUAUGAAGACGGGGAAAGCAAUGAGGGGUAUAAGUUGAUACCGUUUGGGCUGGGCAGGAGAAGAUGCCCCGGGGCUGGCCUCGCCAAUCUGGUGGUGGGGUUGUCUUUGGCGGCAUUGAUUCAGUGCUUUGAGUGGGAGAGGAUUGGGGAAGAGUUGGUGGACAUGUCUGAAGGGCCAGGACUGACCAUGCCUAAAGCUAAGCCAUUAGAGGCGAUGUGUAGAGCACGGGAAACAAUGAUUAAUGUCCUCUCAGACUUAUAAUUAGCAAGGUGUGUUAAACAGAGGACUAAGAAAAUUGUUGUUUGAAGAUUGUAGCUUUCAUCUUAGGAAAAUUAUUCAAUGUUUCCGGAGUACCAUGUGUUUGUACUCUUUAAUAAAUUAUUAUUUAAUA
This is a messenger RNA of Camellia sinensis, 1812 nucleotides long. The record is from RefSeq and is a predicted model, not a curated record. NCBI's taxonomy places the organism in Eukaryota, Viridiplantae, Streptophyta, Magnoliopsida, Ericales, Theaceae.